AUGACCAAGUCAGAUCCUUACCCGACGCAGUACAUUCAUUUCCCCAGGUCAUGGAAUGAAAAGUGGUCAAGCGAGGGUGUGACAAAUUUGGAGAAAGCCAAAAUUAUGCUCCAUGACUUCAUCAGCAAUGACGAGUCCGACGAAAAUGAGAAAUUAGAACUGUGGGAAUUCCUUAGUGCUUCUCAUGCGGAUGGAAAUCUUGAAACCGUCACAUCUCUCGCCACUGCCGUUCAGCACCUAAUUCGCAAGGUCGAAGACGCUCUCCUCAAGCGUGCUCAGGAUUCCAUCUUCGACGGAAUUAUCCACCUGCACGGUGCCGAGAUCACAAACGACGCAACGUUGAUUGAGGAAGCUGGAGACGACUUCCACCUGAUCCUUGGCACGGACGGUGCCAACUCUUGGGUCCGCAGGCAUUACUUUUCAGAGGAGCAAGAACCUUGCGGCAGGAGCUUUGCACUCGGAGUCGCCCUUGAUCGUGGCGAUAGGGGUCUGCCUCGUUCACAGGCUUUAAACGUUCUCCUUACUCUCUGCCAGACCAUGUUCCUGCUCAACUCAAGUCACCAGGACAGUACAGGUUACUUGAACAUGCUUCUCACAGAACAUGAAUACGAUCAAUGUAUCUCGCUAGACGGGAUCCCCGCUGAUUUUGGGUCACUAGCUUGUAUCCGUACAGGCGGAAUCGUGCCUCCAGGGUUCACAAACGGUCAGAUCUUUGCUCCAUAUGAUGAAGGUUCCAGGUUGUGGGAGUCUAUUUCCGACGGGCUGCGACUAUUUGGAUUUGAGGAAAGCGACGUCAAGAGCAUUGUACGAAUUCCCAUCAAUCUCAUGGGUGUCAGCACCGCCACAAAGGUGCUCACUCUCGAAUCACGGACAAGACGCCGCCCUCACUGUCUUGUAUCACUGGCAGGAGAUUCUGCGUUGACGCACCACUUCUGGCCUGGGCGAGGCAUGAACAGUGGGAUCAAAGCAGCGAUAGCUUGGUCUAACCAGGUCUCGGAUCUCAUCUUGGAACGAAAGGAGGGGCUCGUUGGUCUCGAACCACACUCUUUGAACCCCUAUCUAGAUUUCAUGAAGUGGCUCAGGGACCGAGAACACACACAGCGAAGCUUCGUCGUCCAAAAGGCAUCCGCUUCUCCUGAAAGAAUGGAAGAGAAUAUGAGCAAAGCCCACACACUGUUAUACGACCCUGAUCGAAUGACAACAACGAAAGUGGGCGAAAAGGUCUCCGAGUUCGCAAGGCAAGGUCGACUGACAACAACGAAACUGAGCGACAGAGUCACCCAGCUCGCAAAACGUCUCGCCGGGCCCAACUCGAGGCGCUGGCCCCAUCCGCCGACCAAAGACUUAGCUGGAACGGUUUUGCAGAUACUGAGCCAGCUGAUGAGACGCACCAAGGCCGAGAUGUAUCAUUCUGGUCCUUGGCCGAUCGAGAAGAUGAACGGGCCUGAAGUCUAUCCCCCGAAGCUGCGGAUCCCAAACUUACCUCGUUCGAGGCCUGGACGCGACACUUCCGGACUCCGUGUCCCGCAGCUCCUUCUGGCCUUCAUCUUGAUGUUCAUCGCUGUAUUGUUGGAAUGGUGGCUGGAGUCCUGGUUGUUUAUGGCACCGAUAAGACAAUGA
Molecule: messenger RNA, 1620 nt
Organism: Diaporthe citri
Lineage: Eukaryota; Fungi; Ascomycota; Sordariomycetes; Diaporthales; Diaporthaceae
Exons: 2
Coding region: 1-1620 (539 amino acids)
Source: RefSeq, a predicted model, not a curated record